This is a messenger RNA of Anguilla anguilla (European eel), 1124 nucleotides long. RefSeq names its product oligodendrocyte transcription factor 3-like. Gene Ontology annotation, molecular function: protein dimerization activity. The record is from RefSeq and is a predicted model, not a curated record. Bases 12 to 719 code for a protein of 235 amino acids. Lineage: Eukaryota; Metazoa; Chordata; Actinopteri; Anguilliformes; Anguillidae. The transcript has a single exon.
UUUGUCCUCCGAUGGAUUCUGACGCCGGAUCAAGCUCCAGCCGCUCCUCCUCCCCGGAGCUGGUGGAGGGGGGCCUAUUCUCCACCCACAUGUUCCAGGCGUUCUACCAGGAGAAGGGGGGCACUUGUAGGCCCACUCGGCCCGGGAUGGAGAAUGCGAGCAGGGGCAAAUCCAAAAGCAGCAAGGAGCCCAAGAAAGAAGAGACCCAGGACCUGCGGCUGAAGGUGAACAGCCGCGAGAGGAAGAGGAUGCACGACCUGAACCAGGCCAUGGACGGGCUCCGGGAGGUCAUGCCCUACGCCAACGGCCCGUCCGUCCGCAAGCUGUCCAAGAUCUCCACCCUGCUGCUGGCCCGCAACUACAUCCUGAUGCUGUCCAGCUCCCUGGACGAGAUGAAGAAGCUGGUGGGGGACGUGUACGGGGGCAGCCACCAGACGCACAUGGCCCGCUGCGCCCCCGCCCCGCCCCAGAUACCCCUGUACCCGCUGGGUCACUCCCUGCCCUCCCUCAUGGGCACGGCCACCACCACGCCCCCUACGCAUGCGAGCCCCUCUGCUGCCUACCUGGGCUUCCACACCACCCACGAGAGCCCCCUGAAGGACACGCCUCACCUCCACGGCUCCUUCCGGCACUUUCCAGGCAUGCCCUGUCCUUGCUCGCUUUGCCAGCCUCUCUCCUCCUCCUUGCCAAGGUUGCCCACCCUGUCCUUGGGUAAGUGACCAGUUGAGUCCCAGGAUUGAACUCUGCCAAGCAGGACAAAAAGACACGCACUGCUUCCCUCCCAGAAUUGUGAGAAAGGAAUAUCCUGCAAUUUGUAUAUUGUAAAUGCCUUGUACAGACAAUGUAAGAAAGAACAUCAUAGAUUGAAAAAUGUUUAUUGCCUUUUUACUGAUAUGUACUGCUAUUUUUGUACACACAUAUUUGUUUACAUUUUAAAUUUUCCUAGUAUGCCCAGAGGCAGUAUCCAGUCUGUUCUAGUGUAUUUUUUAUCUCAGUUGAAGUUUUUGUUGAAACAGUGAAGAAAAUAUCUUCUACUAAACUGUCCCAUGAACUAUACUACUGAAAACCCGACAGAUAAAGAGAUUGUCCUGUGUUUUUGUACAUCAUUUUUCAAAAGAUUAAAA